Messenger RNA from Teleopsis dalmanni, 2247 nucleotides. RefSeq lists its product as uncharacterized. The record is from RefSeq and is a predicted model, not a curated record. The transcript has 7 exons. The coding region runs from base 1 to 2247 and encodes 748 amino acids. NCBI's taxonomy places the organism in Eukaryota, Metazoa, Arthropoda, Insecta, Diptera, Diopsidae.
AUGAAUAACUCUUAUUCGAAUGAAUGCUUGUUUUCCGAAAAUAUUGAUAUUUUGGAAGUAAGCCCUGAAAUAUCAUUAUUAUUUGAAAAAUGGGAGCUAUCGUCUGGUGCUAUAUGUAGACUUGUGAAUUUAAAAAUAAUUAGUAUCGAUAUUUUUAAAAUGAUGCAUUCUCAUGAUAUCGAUGAAAUUUUUAAUGACGAACAACUAUUGGUUGAUAAAAUAAGGUUUAGACACGGACUUUCACUGUGGCGUUUCGAAAAUAAUCUUGAUCCAAUCAUUUGUUGCCCAAAUUUUCAAGAAUCUCAAUAUAAUAACAGAAAAACGCUACCAUUAAAUAUAAUUAAUGAAAGCUGUAAUGUUCCAGUUAUCCAAUCUAAUAUAGAUAUAAAAAGUAUUCUUAUUAACACUGUGGCCGGUAAAGAUAUUAUUGAAAAAUAUAACACUACAAAAUAUUUAAGUGAUACUGAUCAAAAUGCUAUUGUCAAAAUAAUAGCUGACCAUUUUAUAUUAAAUACUAUAAAAAUGGAUCCAAAAGUAAUGAUAAAAAUUGCUCAGUCUAUUACAUACUUGUUUCCAACAGAAAAUGCAUUGACAUAUUUCGUUCCACGUACCAGUAAAAAAAACCCAUCUGGUAAAUUAUAUGAUAGAUAUUGCAACUGUUUGUAUAAGCGAAAAACUCUACCCGAUGAUCAUGUCAAGAAAAUCAAAAUUAAUGUUGAAGCUGAAAUUUCUGCAGAAAAUGGUGAUGUUGAAUUUGAGAAGAGAAAAAAAUGGCUUUAUUGGAACACACCAAAUGAUAUAAUGACUCCGUGGAAGGAGACUUCAGUUAAACGAAUGAAGGAGCAUAAAGAAUCAAUACAGCAGUUUCUUGAUCAAUGGGCGAGAUACGGCGAUUGUAAUGGUCACGAGUUAAUUGAUAUUGACUUUUCAACCCUCUAUCCUGGCAAAGAAAUGAUAAUGUUUGAAAAAAUAGAGGACUUGGUGCAGAAAGUGACUAAACUAUUUUUUCCGUCGUCUAUAAAAGAUAAACUAAAUCAGCAAUAUUUUGAAAAAAUGAAAGUAGCAAGUGAUAUAAAUUGCAAGCACUUUUAUUUUUUCAACUUACUACAUGCUAUUAUUUUACCUCCACGGAUCAGUAAAAUAAGUAAGCCAUCUAUAACGGACGCGCAAGAAGAUAUGAUAACACAUAUUUUUAAUAUUAAUAAUUAUCAACAAAAAGUGGAUGAACUCAAGGAGUUAGCCUUAAGAGAAGGACUAACGUUUCAGCCGAAGGUUUUUGUUGUUGGUAAUUCUCCAGAAACUUUAAAAGAAUUUUAUAUGAAUUUAAAUAAUAUUCAGUAUAAAUUUAGGAAUCAUAUUCGAAGACAUGAUGUCAAUUCACCUCUUGAUAUAAGUUGUAUUUCAUUGCCAAAAACUUUAAGAACUAAUGAACUUGAAAGCCUAGCUAAAAAUUCAAUAAAUAAUGAAGAAGAGGAUAUUCAAGAUGACAGUAUCCAAACAACACCAACACUCAAAAAUCUAAAACCAAAAAUGCGACGAUUCGAACGUGCUAAUGUCAAGGACCAGGUAGCGGAUAGUCCCACCUUAUCGAAUACCGAACCAGGCGAUUCCGAAGAGGAGUGGCCACUACCGUUAGGAAAUGAACCGAUGGCAGCAAAUAGUAACCAACCAGUCAUACAAUCCGAAGGAGAGCCAAGACCACAAUCAAUGCCUAUACAACAAGCAAUAAAACGGCCACCAACCCGACCGAUGAACUGGAGGCCAAGAAAGUCAGCAAAGACAGCUCGAUCCACAACAAUACCCGUGCGGCCGAGUCCUAAAGUAUUUCGUCAACAACAGCAGCAAUAUCGCUCAGAACGGAAGCAAGAACCGGCUAAACCAGAGGUCAAAAUAGUACCACAGACGUCGUUCAGCUCCUCAGAAAAGUUAGCCACCUGUCCGUCAACAUCAUCCAUAGCAAAGUCACCAGUAAAACAGCAGUUUGAGGAACAAGCAGGGUCUGAGAAGUCAUCAACAAGAGCUUUAACACCAAAAAAGGCGCACUCACAAGUAAUAUUGACUGGCUGCCCACCAACACCACCCACAGCCAAGAGAAUCCUAGCACAGGCGUAUAACGACAAGUUAACUCCAACCCCCGGACCGGCCGUGAAGCAAUACCUACAACCCGAAGAGAUACAGGCUGUUCGUACCAAAAUACUACAGAGAGUGUUCAAUGAGGCACGCGAGUUAAAUUUGGAAAUUAUGUGA